AAAGCUCGGCGGAAUCCUUCCACUCAUCCUCCUGUGGAUCUGUCGAUGCAUGAUUAGCUUUCUUCACGUUCUACGUCGAGUUUGUCAACACGUAGCUACAUUACCAAAAUGGCCGAGUCUAUAAACACGGCGCUAUAUAUGGACAGAGACUGUCAAAUGACAGUCAGACGCGACUUUAACAUCCCGAAGCCCCAGGCCGAUGAGGUCCUCAUCGAGGUCGAGUUCUCGGGCGUCAACCCUGCUGACAUCCGUCACGGAACACAGCUCGGCGUAGUCCCCGCUGUUCUCGGGUACGACUUUAGCGGCCGCGUCGUGUCCGGUCCGUCCGGCUCUGGCCUGAGCCCAGGGAACGCCGUAGCCGGGAUGACGCCGACCGGCGUGGGCCGCCCCGCACGGUAUGGCGCGCACCAGAAGUUCCUGGCCUGCCCUGUGGACUGGCUCUUCCGUGUGCCCACAGCUCUUAUGCCCAUGCCCGACGCAGCAUGUCUUUCUGUCGUCGCCAGCACGGCCGCAGACGUCAUGUUCAACAUCUUUAGCUUCCCGCUUCCAUCCCAGAGCCCGAAUCAGUCAGAAGGCAACAGCAAGGGUGGCCCUCUUCUCAUAUGGGGCGGCUCGACGGCCGUGGGAUGCUGCACGAUCCAGUUCGCACGGGCCUGCGGCGUCAAGCCCAUCUUCGUGACGGCCUCACCCGCACGGCACGAGCUUCUGAAGAGCCUCGGGGCCACUCUCUGCUUUGACUACCGCGACCCGGAUGUCAUAGCCAAGAUCUUGGCUGCCGUCGAAGCGCAGCAACAAGGGCCUGUGCGGUACGCUCUGGACGCCGCCGGGAGUUUUGGGGCCAGCGAUGGUGGGCCAUCGUCCUUUGAACAGAUGGUCAGCUGCUGCCCAGCUAACGCCCGCUUAUCUUCCGUCACAUCCCAAGAUCCGCGCUCCUCGUUCCCUCUCGCCACGCGAGCUCGGGAUGUCGUGCUUGCUAUCCCGGGUCUGCCGCGCCCGAUGACUUUCCCCGCAGACCAGGCCAAGUCGGCCAAGAUUACUGCCGGGCUGCACUGGGCAGUCGAGAACUAUGGAAAGGGCUUCUUGCUGCCUGCUAUCAGGACGUGGUCUGGCAAGGCGGAGGACGCCUUGGACGAGCUUCGGAACGUCGAUGCCCAGGGUACGUUUGGGAAGUUGGCCAUUCAGCAUCCGCUUCAGUAG
Microdochium trichocladiopsis is the source of this 1197-nucleotide messenger RNA. Its product is annotated as chaperonin 10-like protein. The coding region runs from base 109 to 1197 and encodes 362 amino acids. The record is from RefSeq and is a predicted model, not a curated record. Gene Ontology annotation, molecular function: oxidoreductase activity, acting on NAD(P)H. NCBI's taxonomy places the organism in Eukaryota, Fungi, Ascomycota, Sordariomycetes, Xylariales, Microdochiaceae. The transcript is spliced from 2 exons.